Molecule: messenger RNA, 4401 nt
Organism: Guyanagaster necrorhizus
Lineage: Eukaryota; Fungi; Basidiomycota; Agaricomycetes; Agaricales; Physalacriaceae
Product: patatin-domain-containing protein
Exons: 25
Coding region: 85-4296 (1403 amino acids)
Biological process (GO): phosphatidylcholine metabolic process
Cellular component (GO): endoplasmic reticulum
Molecular function (GO): phosphatidylcholine lysophospholipase A1 activity
Source: RefSeq, a predicted model, not a curated record
CUCUCUCUUCGCCCAGACACCUCGGAACGUGCAUGGGUCAAGUACUGCCCUCGAUAACGAUCUCUUUCGACGACAGAACAUAGGAUGGAAUCAGUAGCUGAGCAGGCCGACCCCCAUCCAUUGGUGUCCUUGGUGUCAGCAUGCUUCUGGGUAAUACUAUGGCUUUUGUCUUGGGUGAAGGCUCUGGUAGCGUUCUCGACAAUAACAGUGCCACGCCUUAUAUAUGCCGUUCUAUCCUAUUCUAUGACACUGACGCUCAACUUUUGGUCGUUUGCGAUCAUGUUCUCACUUUCUACUGUGGUGCUGAACUAUUGGAUCCGAUUCCGAUAUCUCAAUGAUUAUACUCAGCUCAAAGAACCUCCAUUGGUAAAGCCAGACGCGACGGAGCUGCAUCCUGAUGUGAACACAGACCCGGCUCCUACAUUCCAUAACUAUCUCGACGAUUUCUUACAAGCUGUACGCGUCUUUGGUUUUCUCGAAAAGCCCGUUUUCCAUGAGCUGGCUCGGCAUCUUCAGACUCGACGUUUAAUAGCGGGAGAUAGUAUGUCACUCGAACAAGACAAGAGCUUCUACUGUGUCGUGGAUGGCAUGGUUCAAGUUUUCGCACAGACAGAUAGACCUGAUCAAGGUCAACAAGGGUUAUGGGACCAUGAAGACAUGAACGGAUAUCAGUUGCUCAAUGAAGUGGGAAGCGGAGGCACCCUCUCUAGUUUAUUUACUAUCCUCAGCCUUUUUACGGAAGACGUCAAGAUGAGCUGGCAGAAUGAUCAUGAUGAAGGUCCCAGCAUCCCCAACGCCUUUUCCGUUCCCCGGAAGUCAAAGCGCGAAAACACAGAUGUCUCUCGUUUCGAUUUGGGACAGAACACACAUAUACGGCGUUCGUCAAGCUCUUCCACGGCAUCGACCGUUCAUCCUCUCGAAGAUGUGCCAUCAAACCAUCCAGAAUAUACAAGGCCUAUGUCGCCUAUUCCUGACGAUGAUGAAACCACCGCAUCGCUACCAAGGUCCAACAACUCCCACACCCAACAUACUCGGAUACAUGAGGGGGUGGUUGCUCGUGCAAGUGAGGAUAGCACUCUCGCUGUUAUACCGGCUGAAGCGUUCCGUCGUUUAACCAAGAAGUAUCCAAAGGCUACCGGUCAUAUCGUUCAAGUCAUUUUAACACGAUUCUCUCGGGUCACAUUCAGCGCUGCCCACAAAUACCUCGGCCUGACCAGCGAGGUUCUGCGUACUGAGAAAGCCAUCAACGAUAUCGCCUGCCACCCGUUGCCUCCGUCGUUCUAUGAAGGCGGCGGUUUACAAUAUCUUCGACAACGGUUUGAUGGCACCAGCAAUACUGACGGCGACACCGAUUAUCUCAAUGCCUCAGAAUCCACUAAUAGUAUAUCUGGGAAGACUCUUUCGGAAUCUCCAAGAUCGUCAAAAGUACAAUUGAACGAUCCACCCCGUCCUACUCGGCUCGUAUCUUCUACAUCACAGACCUUCAAAGCGCAUGGACGGAAUAGCGUUCAAGCUGGGGAUCUGCUCAGUUCUACAACUCACGCUGGUGACUUCUACAGACCGAUUAGUGGUUCUAUCAGCGUACCGAGAGGUGUCAAGCCUCUGGAAAGUCGUAGAAUUGCUAAUCUAUCUGGUGACGAAUUUGAUUUGCGAGAGGAAGUAAUGUCCUGCAUAGCGAAGUCAAUCGGUUUACUUCAGCCUCCUCUGAGUGGUACCGAAUCCGUUGAGGCCUCUCCCGCAAUCUCCCCAUCUGACGGUCGGCGUUCCUCAGGGUUAUUUACUCCAUCUUUCAGUUCUCUAUCGCUUCUAGACAUAGGUGAUGAUGCAUCUAGUGUCACGGGAGGGGCACCAUCCAGCCAAACAAUUGAUGGCUACAUGAGUGGUCUUGAUAAUGAAGUAGAGAUGCUGUUUUUCGCUGCUGGCACGACUCUAGCUAAGGCAGGAGAAGUUAACACUGGAUUAUUUUAUGUUAUUGAAGGAUUUUUGGAUAUCCUUUUACCUACCGACGAUCUCCAACCUUUUACCGAGCAAAGGCCGAAUACUGAAGAAACUCGGACAUCCGGCCCUAGGCCAAAACGGCCGGAACAGAAACUCUUAUUUACGGUCAAACCAGGCGGUAUCGCUGGCUAUCUCGCUUCCCUCUGUAACACCGCCUCUUAUGUUGACAUCAAGGCGAAGACCGAUACGUAUGUAGGUUUUCUACCCUCGCACGCCCUCGAACGCCUGCUUGAAAAGCGCCCGAUUGUUCUGCUCACUCUUGCCAAACGUUUGAUUAGCCUUUUGUCACCUCUUGUGCUUCAUAUUGACGCGUCUUUGGAUUGGAUGCAAGUGAAUGCUGGCCAGGUACUUUGGCGACCUCAGGAUAUCAGCGACAGCUUCUACAUUGUUAUCAAUGGUCGCUUGCGGGCUAUUUCUGAAUCCGAAGACGGGAGCGUAUCAAUCGUUGGAGAGUACGGUCAAGGGGAUACGGUGGGAGAGGUUGAUGUCAUCACAAGCUCACUUCGCCGCAACACUUUACACGCUAUACGAGACACUGAACUGAUUCGAAUGCCACAAACGCUGUUCAACGCGAUAUCUGCUCGGAACCCCCAGAUCACAGCUCAGAUAUUGCGAAUGAUUGCAACGCGAGUCAGGGUGGAAUUAGACUCGAAAUCUACCAAGUCAAGAAGUCUGCUAUCAGAGCCGGGAUACAACAAUAAUCUCAAAACUGUGGCAGUUCUUCCUGUGUCACGUAGUGUUCCCAUUGAUGCUUUUUCGAGAAAGCUCCAGACUGCAUUGGAGGGUAUAGGCGCCAGUACAUCUUAUCUCAAUCAAGCUUCGAUAUCCAAUCAACUGGGACGACAUGCGUUUACUAGGAUGGGCAAACUUAAGGCAGCUGGAUGGCUAGCUGACCAAGAACAAAGAUAUAGAACAGUUCUCUACGUUGCUGAUUCACCCGUAAAUAGUCCCUGGACUCAAACCUGCAUUAGACAGGCUGACUGUAUAAUGGUCGUUGGUAUGGGAGAAGAUCCUUCCAUAGGCGAAUAUGAACGGUUGUUGCUAUCGAUGAAAACGACCGCUCGCAAAGAGCUCGUUCUCUUGCAUCCUGACCGAUCUGUCAUGCCGGGAUCUACGAGAGAGUGGCUGAAGAACCGGCCGUGGGUCCAUCAGCAUAUACAUGUGGAGCUUCCGGGCCUAGUGCUUCCGAUUCCCAAAGUCACCUUCGUUUCAAAAGGACCGGAUGCAGUAACUGCAUUAAAGAAUUUAAAGGAUAAAGUUCAGAGUGAGAUCCAAAAGUAUCGCGGUGGACAUGUUGAUCCCCGGCCGCAGCGGUCCACCAGAGUAAAUGACUUCUCUCGACUUGCCCGCAGAAUAUGUGGAAGGUCUAUUGGAUUAAUAUUGGGUGGUGGUGGGGCUCGUGGUAUCGCACAUCUGGGGUUGAUACGGGCACUUGAGGAGUACGGAAUACCCAUUGACCAUGUCGGAGGGACCAGCAUCGGCGCUCUCAUUGGUGGUUUAUACGCACGAGAGGGCGAUAUCUUAUACAGUGCUGGGCGCGCCAAACAGUUCAGCAGUCGCAUGGGAAACAUCUGGAGGAUGUUAUCCGAUGUGACCUACCCCAUUGUGGCAUAUACAACAGGCCAUGAAUUCAAUCGGUCUUUGUACAAGGCUUUCUACGACCUUCAUAUUGAGGACAUGUGGCUACCAUUUUUCUGCAACACAACGAAUAUAAAUACGUCGGAAAUGGAAAUCCAUGAGACAGGCUAUGCAUGGAGAUUUAUCCGUGCUUCCAUGACCUUGGUCGGCCUACUUCCCCCUCUUUGUGACAAUGGGCACAUGCAUGUCGAUGGCGGUUACAUUGAUAAUUUACCGGUAUCCGCCAUGUUCUCGAUGGGAACUAAUGUGGUUUUUGCCUGCGAUGUAGGAUCUCUUGAUGAUAAUUCACCCCGAAACUUCGGCGACCACGUAUCUGGAUGGUGGCUACUACUUAACCGAUGGAACCCGUUUUCCAAUGCCAGAAAUGUCCCUGCGAUUACUGAAAUCCAGAGCCGUCUUGCCUAUGUCUCGAGCGUGAAGACGUUGGAAGAUGCCAAAGUUGCGCCUGGGUGCUUUUAUAUUGCCAUGCCCGUACAUGAGUAUGGAACCUUGCAAUUUGGAAAAUUUGAAGAGAUCCAGAAAUUAGGUUAUCACGCAGCUAUGAAAGCCCUGCAGAAGCUGGAUGAAGAAGGUCGAUUGCUGUCUGCGCUGAUUGAUGGUAAGGAUAGUGUAUCCAAUUCUAAGAGGAAGGGACAAAGUGCGCGCCGAAAUUCGAUAUGAUGAUAUUUUACAUACUAGACAUCAUUUGUAUAAUCACCUGUGCUUCAGUUUACUUAGCCGUUUCAAGCCCAUCAUUUUUGAGUCAUAUAAAAGUAAAGUGACUCG